Strongylocentrotus purpuratus (purple sea urchin) is the source of this 4074-nucleotide messenger RNA. Its product is annotated as early growth response protein 1-B. Lineage: Eukaryota; Metazoa; Echinodermata; Echinoidea; Camarodonta; Strongylocentrotidae. Gene Ontology annotation, biological process: regulation of transcription by RNA polymerase II. Gene Ontology annotation, molecular function: RNA polymerase II cis-regulatory region sequence-specific DNA binding; DNA-binding transcription factor activity, RNA polymerase II-specific. The coding region runs from base 418 to 1779 and encodes 453 amino acids. The record is from RefSeq and is a predicted model, not a curated record. The transcript has 2 exons.
CACGUUCUGUUCUUACAAUCACAUAGAUAUAUUACACUGCCUCUUGUUUAUUUUUCGGCUUGCUUCUUCACUUGACUUUAUUUCUAAAUUCAACGUUCACCCAACCUAUUCUGGACUUUAUUUUUAUUUUUCAAUUCAUCGGGGUUAUUUAUUUCAUUUCAACUUAAGAAUUCAAUUCAAUUUUUCAAACGCUAGCUCAUCACAACAUUGUUUGAAUGCGUGAGUGUAGUCUGCUAUCACUACACGUGGAGUCCCAUAGAUAGCUAGCUUACAGCUGAAGUCUGUUUACCUCUACUCAAUGUCAAUGGUGAGCCAUCCAUACACUUCCUGGCUUCCCAUUGCAUUGAGAAGACUCACACAAGCGUGCAAUACACAGAAUGGGUCGGGUGGCAUUGUGACGUAUUUACGUGCGAACCUAUGGGUAUCCCCAUAUCGUACAUUUUCCCACCACUCGCUUUGCGUGUGUAUAAUAUUGGCGUGCACUCCCUCUGUGUUUGUCAUUCGCCAACGCACCGCACAGCUGAUCGGAGUUGUGUCCACGGUCCUAUGGAGGAUUUUGAAUUCAAGCCUCAAGUGACAGAAGGUGGGUUUAUCGAGCAGGACCACAACAUGAACAACCAGCGGGCUGAGUCUGGCGUGAUGAGUGGUUACAACACCGUAGCAAUGACAAAUGUCCAGCCAGCUCACAUGUCUCCUGUUUCUGGAAGCAGCCCUGAUAGUUCUCCUACUCCCAAUGCCUGGUGGACUCCUGCAACCUGCACCUCAAUGUCCAGUGGGAUCGGUAGUAUCAUCACAACAUCGAAUAGUUUGAUCAACGAAGCGGUAUCGGCUCAGCCUAUCGUAUCCUGCGAGACGGCUUGUUUCACACCUAGCUGCACCUCAAGCUUUCAGAUCGCCAGCACUCAGGCUGUGAUCAACUCUCAGGAACUCUCACCCCAAUCCUCCCCGUACACAUGUGCCUAUACGCAUCCAGCCACCUCGCUGGUGCCUUCUACACCCUACGAACAGAUCCCCGAGAACUUGUCUGUUCAGCCAACCGCACAGGGCGUUUGUUCACCAUUCGAACAAACAGUCAAAGUCGAUGGAGUACUCAAAUAUUCAUGGCCAUCAGCCCAUGACAUGAGCUCAGCUUUCGCUCGCCCAGCCGUGACAUCGCCGCACCACAAUAUGAAAAUGGGUGGUGUACACCAUACAGGACAAAGUACUAGCCCUCAGCCAGCCCAAAUAUUGCCUUCGAGGACCCAGCAGUUAUCCAUGGGAAACGCACCCAUGAUGGUCCACAUAUCACCAGCAGACAUCAUCUCACAACCAUACCAAACGAACCAGGGUACGGUAGGGAAGACAACAUCGAAGCCACGUAAAUACACCAGCCGACCUGGCAAGACACCGCCUCAUGAGCGCCCCUACGCUUGCCCGUCAGAGAAUUGCGACAGACGGUUCUCUCGCUCCGACGAGCUUACGAGGCACAUCCGAAUCCAUACCGGACAGAAACCGUUCCAGUGCCGUAUCUGUAUGAGGAACUUCAGCCGUAGCGAUCAUCUCACGACCCACAUCCGAACCCAUACCGGUGAGAAACCAUUCUCCUGCGAGACAUGCGGACGAAAAUUUGCUCGCAGCGACGAGAGGAAACGACACAGCAAAAUUCAUCUUCGCCAGAAAGUCAAGAAGGAGGUAGAAUCAAUGAAAAACCUGAACACUUGUGGAUAUCAGCAAAGCCCAGCGGCUGCAUCUUCUCCACCUAUGCCUGUUAGUGCCGCAUCUGUGGUUACUACUUCUUAAACAUUUCCUUGAACGAUCCCGUAACUGUGAUCUGUUUUCUGUUGUUUGUUUUUGCACCACCCCUCUGCGAAGACGGUAUUGCCUCGUCGUGCGGUUCGACGUCGCCGUUCGGCGCCGGCCGGUAAUGGUCGGCCACCGAAGAAGCGGCAGCGAUAUCUGAUGCGAGACGCCUAUCAUCUUGAACUGGUGAGAGUGAGUAGCACAGUGAUGUGCAACUUGAUAGUGAAUUGACUGACUCUUCGACGUCUUGCACAACUCUGAUAUCAGUGAAAAAUCCAUCAUUUCAUGUUUUUGGUGAGAAUUCUUUUGAAAUAUGUUCACAUUCUUGAUUGUCGCGCUACAGAGUAUACUGCUUCGUCAUAUUUUGUAUGUUUUGAUUUUAAAUGACUUUUAAACGAUAAAAAGUAUAAACUGGUUGAUCCUAGUUCCAUUCAAUUUUUACGUGCUAAAUUCGAUUUGUAUUCAGAACAACAUUUUUCGGUAACUAUAUUUGUUUGUAUUAAAGAUGUUUAUUUUAUGCUGCGCAUAAGAUAGCUCAUUGUGCAGGGCACACGCAUACACUGCUUCCAAUAUUCAAAAUUUAACGUGUAUAAGCUGCUGGUCAGUUGUAUAGCUCUUUAUUUUCAAAUACAUUUUUACCCAAAAAGUUAUUCAAAUUUGAAAUGUUUUUAACUUACAAAUAUGUUUCUUUAUUCAAAUUCUGACACGAAACACUUCCUUUUAAAGCAUUCGAUUUCAAUUUCAACAACCAUUCAUUGCAUUUGAAAAGUCUAGAUGACUACAUUCAUAAUUUCUUAACUAUUUGCUAUACUUCCUAUGAUAAUAAUUUACGUAGUAUUUGUUGUGGAUUUGUGGCCGAAUGGCGUUUAUUUGAGACCAAAAUCUUGCUUGCUACUGCCAAUUUAGCAGCCAAUAUUUAUUUCUAAUUGAAAUUAAGACAUUGCUUCAAAAUAACAACUCAUGUUAAAACUCAGUCAAUUUGUUAAAAUGCCAUUUUCGUUUUUUUAAUAUGUCUACGCAAAAAUUAGUACCUGUAUAAAUGUUGAUAUGAGCAAAUAUCCCGCAUGCAUCUGAAGACGAAACAAAUGCUGCGAGAAUUACAAUUAUUUAUGUACCACUUUGUUGAUUCCAUUAUUUUUUGAGUUAUUUUUUAUAUGUCUACAUGUUUGUAUUUAAGAUACAAUUUUGUCUCGAUAUGUUCAAUUUAAUGGAGCCGUGGUUUUGUAAUUUUGUAAAAUGUUGAACUCGAUACCCAGUUUCAAAGAUUUAAAAAAACACAGUAAGAUCAUCGCUUGUCACUUUGCCAGUGCCUAUAACAUAAGAUCCGUAACUCAUCUGGACUAAAUAGAUACGAUUCGGGUGUUGUCUCGUUAUCCAGAAAGCGAAUAUAACAUAUGAAUUAAGUGUGCUCAAAUUGUCAUUUUUUAUAUUUUUCGUUAACAAAGACACAUUGUAAAAUGUCACUUUUUGAAUGUCAAAUUGAUAAAGUAAGCUUUUGAAGCAUCGCUUUUAAAUGCAUUGCACCUGAUUAUUAUUUUGUAGCUGCACAAGAACAUACGUGUUUGUCAUAUUUCAAUGUUAAGGUAAAUCUGUAACAGUAAUAUAUAUAUAUAUAUAUAUGUCUCCGCUGACUACUUUUUAUUUAUAUAUUUGUUAUUUCUGUUGGACAGCUGUCUUUAUUACUACUAUGAGAUAUACAAAAUAUCACUAUUGAGGGUAUUGAAUCACACUGUUACUCAAGCUCAAGCUUCUAAUUCAAUUUUUGUGAACAAAGAAAAUCGUAUGUGCCUAUUCAUAAAGAUGGGAGAAAUUCGAAAGAAGACAGUCGUGCAUCAGAACUAUUUUGCAAAAAUAUUCAGACGAAAUUUAUUCCAAUAAAAUGAUCAUUUCACUACUAUGUUUUCCUAGUCGCCAGGUUUGAUGUGUUUAUUUUUCGUAUUUCAUUUCGAUUCGCUUUUCUCAAAAGAAAGCCGUUUAGCGUCUGGUGCCUAAGUUGGAAUGUUUGUUGUAAAAGAUUUCAUUUGAUUUUACAUAUGUAAAUAGAUAUCUUUAUAUUUAUACACAUCAGAAAUUUGUUAUAUCGUAUCUUUGAUACUAUGCAUUAGCAAUGUUGCUAAUUCAUUUCACUAUUAUUACACAAGUCAUCGUUAUGUCCUGCAAAAACUGCGCAUGUACAUACUCGCGAUGUCUGUUAAGAUGGUAUUGUAUACCAGGCCUAUAAUGAUGUGAAGGGUGGUAUAGAGCUGGAGAAAAAAUAAUAAAAUAUUUUUGUCAUGAAGUGCACAAAAUCAAGAA